AUGCAAAGUUUAAGAGACUUCGGAGACAGACGUUCGGGUGGCUGUACGAGAAUGCAGGGGCUAAGCUCUAGAGCCCAUGCUUUUUCAGUGGAAGCUUUGGUUGGGAAAAGCUGCAAAAGGAUAAAAGUGGAAAACUUGAUGGCUGAGAAGUUGCAUCUGAUCUCUACAAAUGACAGAGAUUCGGAUACAUCGACGGGAACUCUUGUCAGCGAAGAAGAGGAUCACGAAUAUCAAAACGAGAAGACGCAUGAAACUUGCGCGACUUCGGGGAAGCCCACAGAAAACAUACCUGGUCCUGACACAGACAUCCGAGUGGAACUCCAAGGGUCCGACCUGUGGAACAGAUUUCACGAGAUUGGCACAGAGAUGAUCAUUACCAAAGCUGGGAGGAGAAUGUUUCCAUCUAUCAGAGUGAAAGUGCGGAACCUGGACCCGUUUAAACAGUAUUACAUCGCCAUGGACAUUACGCCUGUGGAUUCAAAGAGAUACAGAUACGUGUACCACAGUUCUCAGUGGAUGGUAGCUGGAAACACAGACCACUCCUGUAUCAGUCCCCGGCUUUACGUUCACCCGGAUUCACCUUGUUCUGGGGAGACAUGGAUGCGCCAAAUAAUCAGCUUUGAUCGCGUGAAAUUAACUAACAACGAGAUGGACGACAAAGGCCAUAUAAUACUUCAGUCCAUGCAUAAGUACAUGCCGCGCGUGCAUGUCAUCCUGCACGGUCCCCCGGUGGACCUGUCGCAGAUCGCAUCGCCUCCUGCGGAAGGCGUGCACACCUUCUCGUUCCCUGAGACUCAGUUCACAACUGUAACAGCCUACCAAAACCAACAGAUAACAAAAUUGAAGAUUGACCGAAAUCCUUUUGCCAAGGGCUUUAGAGAUCCAGGAAGAAACAGGGGGGUACUGGAUGGCAUCUUGGAAUCUUACCCCUGGCGAAGCCCCUAUGGUCUUGAUUUGAAGCCAUUCACCUUGGAUCUUCAAGGCGGAAGGUCUGGAUGUUCAGCAAACUUCAACACCAUCUCCCCUCUGAAAAGCCUCCUGCCCCACACCAACUCCACAUCCUCUAGUCCCUUAACUCUGUCCACCCAUGACAGUGCCCUCCACAACCUUACUAUCCCAAUGUGCUACAGAGUGGCUACAUCGAACCACCCCUAUGCAGCCAGAUCUUACUGCAGCCUUGGACCAGACAGGCUCAGAAGUUACCCAGGGUUGCGACCCUUGUCAGAUUGUCCUCUGCUGUGUCCUCUCCAUGGGAAAAAGGCAGGCAGCUGCAGGGGACAAUGCCUCCAGGGCCCAGCAGCCAUGGGCCCCUGCCUGCUCUCUCUUCAGAACCUUCAGUCCAGCCGGGCCUCUGGAGUUCACCAGGGCCAGCAGAGUACUGUGGGGUCUUCCUUCACUCCAUCAUAUGGUCUGUACAGCUACAGUUUUCCUGUCAGCCCACACUUCUCUACUGUCAGAAGUACCACAAAACCAAUCAACAGCAUGACCCUGUCACCCUCUGAGAGCUUUCUUUGCCAAACAGCCUGGCAUUCUUCCAUGAACCACUGCCUCUGA
This is a messenger RNA of Electrophorus electricus (electric eel), 1554 nucleotides long. NCBI's taxonomy places the organism in Eukaryota, Metazoa, Chordata, Actinopteri, Gymnotiformes, Gymnotidae. The record is from RefSeq and is a predicted model, not a curated record.